Messenger RNA from Eurytemora carolleeae, 3233 nucleotides. RefSeq names its product AT-rich interactive domain-containing protein 1B. The transcript is spliced from 2 exons. Lineage: Eukaryota; Metazoa; Arthropoda; Copepoda; Calanoida; Temoridae. Bases 49 to 3072 code for a protein of 1007 amino acids. The record is from RefSeq and is a predicted model, not a curated record.
UUCUCUCCCUACCCGGAGAUAAACGUUCCGAACCUUGCUCCGCGGAUAAUGUUUCCGCGCGAAUUAUUAGUUUGUUCUCUGCUUGUUGUUACAGUUUGCGAGUUAGAAGGUUCUGAUUUGAUUCCAACAGUAUCCCAGAUAUCUGGUUUGGCAAGCUGGCCUAACUCCGACUCUCAUUGGUCCGAUGUCCCGGGCUGGGCGGAGUGGGGUAAGGCUAAACGACAAGUUGACCCCCAGGACGGAGCCGCAACCUCUCCAGCUAGUAACUCUGCCCAAUAUCAGCAGGAUGUGGGUCACUUCUCCACAAACAGUCCUCAAUACUCAGCUGGAGCUGGACAUGUAGGGUCAGGGUUUAAAUCUUUAGGGUUCGGGUUCUCACAGGAUCAAAGCUCUGCCAAUCCUAACCCUCAGUAUGGUUCUGGAUAUAACCGACCCUAUGGACAAAAUAGUUUUGGUUCUGGUUUGUCCUCCGCUCCAUAUAACGUACAGGGUACUUCUCAGUCUGCAGGAUUAGGAGGAGAAGAACAGUAUCCUUCUCCGUCUCAAGGUUCCCUUCCGGGACAUUCUCAAGGAUUUAUGAAUUUUGAUAUGAGAUUAGAUUCGAAACCCAACGCAGCUCCGUCCUUUCAAACUCCAGGGUCUCAGGAUCCAUAUUCUUAUUCUGGAUACGCCAGGAAUAGUAGAGGAGCUUCGGAAAAUAAGAACCAGUUAAACCAACAGCAACAAAUACCCUUCAACCCAAGCCAACAACAUUUCCAACUGCAUGAAGCUGUUGAAAAGGAGAAACAACAUAAUUUUAAGAAUAACUAUCAACAACAGCAUCAAAUGAAUAUUUUCAAUCCUCUCCAGCUUCAGCAGUUCAGAACAAAGCAACAACAACAAUCUCAAGGGUUCCAACAACAAGAUCCGGAGGAACCACCACAGUUUCGUCCAGGAAACUAUCAACAGAUAAAUUAUCCGUUCCAGAAUGGAGUAAAUCAACCUUUGUUUCAGAAUGGAGCAACAAGACACCAGUUUCAAAAUGGAAACCAACAGCCUCUAUUUGAGAAUGGAGGUCAAUCCCCGUUCCAGAAUGGAGGAAAUCAACAACCGUUUCAGAAUGAAGGAAUAGAAUCACCGUUCCAGAAUGGAGGACACCAAUUACCUAUCCAAAAUGGAGGAAACCAACUACCGUUCCAGAAUGAAGGAAUCCAACAGCCGUUUCAGAAUGGAGGAAACCAUCCUCAGUUCCAAAAUCCCUCCCAUCCGCAGAAAAGAGGAUCUGGAAACCAAGGAAAUCAAUUUCCACAACUUGGAAAUCAGUUCCCGCCCAACGGAAACGUAUUUCCUUCUCUGGGAAACCAAAAUUCUCCCCCGAGAAACCAACUACUCCCUCGAUUCCCCCAACCAGGAAACCAAUUUCCCCCACUAGGCAACCAAUUUCCCCCGCAAGGAAACCAAUUUAAUCCACAAGGAAAUCAAAAUUUAGGAAAUCAGUUCAGGAAUCCAAGGCAACAGUUUCCAAAUCAACGGAAUCAGUUUCCACCAGGAGCCAGGUUUCCUCCCUUAGGACCAAACCCAGGAUCUGAUUUGUUCAAUAAUCCCAAUCCUGGAGUUCAGGAAUCCCUUCUUGUAACUGGAAAUCCCUUUGCUACCGGUGAACCACUGGAGAUAGAAAAAGAGGGAAAUUUAGGUGGUGGAGAAGGAGGAAGAGGAGGAGGAAGAGGGGGAGGAGGAGGAAGAGGGGGAGAAGGAGGAAGAGGAAGAGGAGAAGGAGGGGAGAGAGAUCCAUUUCCCAACAAUGAUAAACUUCCUUUCUUAGAGAGUGGACAACCUGGUAUUGAAACCAACCAAGUUGAUGAUUUCAACGAGUUUCAAGAUAUUAAAGAUGAUUAUCCUGAAUAUGGUCCUGGACUAGAUUAUGCCAAUAAUGGUCCUUCGGGACUUGACUACGAUGGUAAAGGACCGAAUGAAUAUGGCGGACCAGAUUUUGGUUCCGAUGGGCCCAGAGAAUCUGAGGAAUCAGGUUCUUAUGAAGGAGAAAGGUUUAACUCCGGUGCUCCUAAGGAUUUUAAGGUUCCAGACUUUGGUUCCCCAAACCCAGAAGGUUCUGAGGGCUUUAGAGGCAACGGAGGUUCAGGCGAAAGAGGUUUAUUGGGAAACCGCGAAGUUCCUAGAGGUUCCGGUAGUCAAGAUAAUUCUGAAGUGAAAAAAUCAAGUUCUUCAAGAAAGUAUGAUCUAAAAAGAGGGAAAAGAUAUGGACCAGGAGAAGGGAAAAGAUACGGACCAGGAGAAGGGAAAAGAUUAGAACCUGCUUCAUCAACAGAACCAGAAUACGGAAACAAAAAAGAAACAAAUUCGUUUGAAGAAAGAAAAAAAUGGAAGAAACCUGGAAAAUCUCAAAAAUAUUCUAGAAACUUUGGGUUUGAAAGGAGGAGACGUGCAAACCAAACUUUAGACAUUACACAAGUCUCAGAUCCCUACAGUUCAACCCCCACAUCUGGGGAAGAAUUUAGUUCUGCAGAAUUCCAAUUUGAUUUCAAAGAGAAGAAUUUUAAUAAUGAAGGUUCAGCAUCAGAGAAUGUAAAUGGAGGAUAUGAAGGAAUGCAGGAUGAGGGUAAAAUGUCUAAACACCCGGAUUUUGAUCAGAUGGAGAAAGAUUUUGAGAAAUUUUCAUCCGGAGAUAAAAAUUUCUACGACAAGGAUCUGGCAGCGCCCGGUGAGGAUUUCUCUUUUGAACAUGGCGACUUCUCAGACUUUGAAGGAGUAACCAACUCUUGGAGUGGGAACGGAUUCAAAGACUUUGAAGGGGCUAAAAAUGAGUUCAGUGAGUUUGAGGGUGCUAAGAGCGGAUUCAGUGAGUUUGAAGGAUCAACGAGCGGAUUUUCAGAUUUUUACGACAAGAAGGGAUUAGCUAAACCUACAGGAUCAACAGAAAUUAUGCCAGGAGGUAUCAGCGGAGAGGAAACCACGUCAGGAGAAACUCCUUCUGUGCCUUCUCCUGGUCCUGGUAGAUAUAGGAAAGGCAAGCAGAUCUAUGAUCAAAAGAAUGCUUCAAGUACACCCUGGAUACCUGUUGUAAAACACAGUUGAAUACAAUUUAUAUUUAAUAAUUUCUACACACACCUGAACCCUCUCUCCCUAAAAACUUUUCCAUUCUUUCAUUAUAUUAACUCAUAAUUCAACUAAUUUUUUUCUCUUUCAAAGAUUCUCUUUUAAAUUAUUCAUUUAAUUUUAGAAUCCAUAUAUAUUGU